AAAGAUAAGUGGCUUUAAAUUUUCAAAAAUUCCCGACCUAAGUUAAUAAUGGGAAAAGCGUAAUAGCGUUAUCGAUAUGUUCAAUAACGUAAGCCACCCCUGGCGUAGAAGUGUAUUCGAUAACGUAUGUGCUUAAUCGAUAUCGAGAUAUACAAAUUGUAUACUUCCUCCCCAAAAAGAAAACAUCACGGAAAAAUGCGACGCCGCGAAUUGCAGACCAUCCAGCUGAAACUGUCCGAUCUCAAGGAGUACGAGCAGGCCAAGAUGGAGCGCUUAAGGAGCCGCCAACAAUUGCUAACUCCCCGGACACCCACGCCCCCCUCCGAUAGCGAGGUACUGCCGGCGACCUCCAGUAGCGUUCCAGCUGUUCUUUUGGCCAGCGGUAAGAGCGUGAACGAUGACGCCGACAGGUCGGAGCCCACAACCAAGCCCAGCACAUCCUCCACCUAGGAUCUAUCGUUGAUCAAGCAUGGGGACUGCAACACUUUAUUCGACACUACCUCAAUGGAUGAUGCACGUAGUUUUUAAAAUCAUAUUUCUUAAUUUACACCGUAACAAUAACUUGAGCUUUCGCGCAAUGCAAGCGAAAUUCGAAUUGAUCGUGGAAGUCCACUAAUAUAUUUUAGCUAUAUUUAAUACGGCACCAUGAUUAUUCGGCGCCAAACAGCCAGACUGUUAAAUAUAAGAAUUCUACAAAAUAAA
Messenger RNA from Drosophila yakuba, 702 nucleotides. RefSeq lists its product as uncharacterized. Bases 127 to 450 code for a protein of 107 amino acids. The transcript is spliced from 2 exons. Lineage: Eukaryota; Metazoa; Arthropoda; Insecta; Diptera; Drosophilidae. The record is from RefSeq and is a predicted model, not a curated record.